AUGGCUAUCAGGACAUCUGUCUGGGACGAAGGGGAGAGGCAGAUGAAACAGUAUCUCAGUGCAACCCACAAGACCCGUGCUCCACAAAGACGGACCCUUGUUUACGGUAUUACUACCGUGGGGAGACACUUUCGGGCGUUUAAGGACUCGGAUAAAACAAAGGAUGUUGUUCACCGGGUUCCGCGUGGCGUUCGAAAGAAGCCUACUCCCUUCGAUAUUGGAGAUGAACAAGACCGUCGUGAUAUCGCGAAGAUCCUCGAUCAUAUCAGAGACAACCAUUGA
Penicillium verrucosum is the source of this 282-nucleotide messenger RNA. RefSeq lists its product as uncharacterized. The record is from RefSeq and is a predicted model, not a curated record. Bases 1 to 282 code for a protein of 93 amino acids. The transcript has a single exon. Lineage: Eukaryota; Fungi; Ascomycota; Eurotiomycetes; Eurotiales; Aspergillaceae.